AUGUUAAAAAGGGAUGUAUCAGCUGCCUAUGUAGGUGAUACAAAGAGGGGGAUGACACCCCUUCUUAUGGCAGCCAGGCAAGGUUAUCUUGUAACAGUUUCAAAGAUUCUCUCUUUAUGUCCAGAUUGUUGUGAAGAAGUGGACAACGAAGGUUUGAAUUUACUUCAUUAUCUGGUUUUUAGAGGCUAUGCCAAUCCAUUAGGGCUUUCUCUUUUCAAGCCCGGUGGUAAUGAGAUUGUAUAUGGAUCAGUCAAAAAUUUAAUGGAAUUAGAAGGUGCCUUAGGAAUGACACCUCAAGAAGUUUAUAAUGCACUUCGAUCUGAGAAAUAUCAUCAUAAACAGAAGAAAAUCAUUGACUUGUUGGAAAUAAUUGGGAAUGAUCAAGUGGCGGAGGAGCCAGUUCAGCGCUUUCCCUUUCAAAAUGAUUCUACAGAAAGCUUGGAGAAGAAAAGAGAGGCUCAUUUAGUAGUGGCAGCACUUAUAGCCACCGUCACAUUCGCAGCGGCAAUAACUGUUCCUGGUGGUUUGCAGACUGAAAAAGGGCCAGAGCAUGGCACUCCUAAAAAAGGGUCAGAGCAGGGCACUCCUUUUCUGAUUCAAGAGGCAGCCUUUAAAGCAUUUGUUGUAACAAAUGCAAUAGCCUUUAUUUUCUCUGUUUCUGCCCUUACCACCCACUUUGGAGUUUUGGAUAAUCUAUUAUCAAGAUUUAGUUUUUGGCGUCUAACACUUUUAGAUCGAAUUCGGUCUGUUUCUGGGAUCCUAGGCUAUGCGACGUUGGCGAUGGUGAUUGCUUUCAGCACAGGCAGUUAUGUGGUGUUAAAAUUUUCCCCCGGACUUACCAUUGUUUCAUAUCUUAUCGGCCCUGCCUUUUUACUCAGGUUUCUUAACCCAUCAUCGCCGUUGCCGGACCGCCAUCGUAUACGGCGGCUGGAGUUCCCAAAAGGAACCCUUUUUGACCGAUUUAACCUCCCUAAUCUCGAUCCAAAGGUUAUAGAUGGAGUCAACGACGAGGUAGGGGGCCAUUUUGGUGCUAGUGAGCCAGGGGAGCCGACCCUCGAGUAA
This is a messenger RNA of Gossypium arboreum, 1062 nucleotides long. Its product is annotated as ankyrin repeat-containing protein ITN1-like. The transcript has 4 exons. Gene Ontology annotation, cellular component: plasma membrane. NCBI's taxonomy places the organism in Eukaryota, Viridiplantae, Streptophyta, Magnoliopsida, Malvales, Malvaceae. Gene Ontology annotation, molecular function: protein phosphatase 1 binding; protein phosphatase regulator activity. Bases 1 to 1062 code for a protein of 353 amino acids. The record is from RefSeq and is a predicted model, not a curated record.